Molecule: messenger RNA, 363 nt
Organism: Humulus lupulus (European hop)
Lineage: Eukaryota; Viridiplantae; Streptophyta; Magnoliopsida; Rosales; Cannabaceae
Exons: 1
Coding region: 1-363 (120 amino acids)
Source: RefSeq, a predicted model, not a curated record
AUGUAUAUUGGACCUUUUGAGGAUGUCAAGAAGGUUGGGAAGGUAGCUUAUCGAUUGAACUUACCAGUGCGGUGGGGGCAUGUUCACAAUGUGUUCCAUGUGUCGAUGCUGAGGAAGUACACUCCAGACCCAUCACACAUCAUUGAGUAUGAGGCUAUCCUUCUACAAGAGGACAUGACAUAUGAAGAGCAACCUAUCAGAAUUAUGGCUAGAGAGUUAAAGGUGCUAAGGAACAAAGAGAUUCCAGUAGUCAAGGUCUUUAGGCAGAACCAUAUGGAAGACGAGGCUGCUUGGGAGUUAGAGUCACAGAUGUAUGAGAAGUAUCCUCAUUUGUUUUAUUUUAAGCUUGAUGUUGUACUUUGA